Messenger RNA from Diversispora eburnea, 3444 nucleotides. The record is from the annotation of a GenBank genome assembly. NCBI's taxonomy places the organism in Eukaryota, Fungi, Glomeromycota, Glomeromycetes, Diversisporales, Diversisporaceae.
AUGUCCAAAAAUCAACAACAAAAAUUUCUGUCGAAAAAAAAUGAAAAACCCGAGGAUGCUUUUUCAAUAAUAAGUUUUACAGGGGAAGAUUCUCAGUCGGUUUGUUACAUAGCGAUAAGUCCAGAUGGUCAACAAAUUGUUACUUUUAAUCCAGAGAGUUGUGAAUUUACGUUAUAUGAUAUUGGGGAUUUUAAUAAACCUACUGUUAAGUUCCUAAGUGAAGAGAUAGUUCAUGAUAAACGAUAUUGUUAUUCUUUAGCAAUAUCUAAUUGCGUAGAUCAUGAUGGUGAACGUUUUAUUGCUUUAUCUUGUUUUGGUGCAAGUGAAAUGCUUUACGAUCAAAACGAAAAUACUAAUAAAAUAUAUGAUGAGAAAGACGAAAAUAACUUGAUGGAAGUAGGUGAAAAUGUUAAUCUUCUUGAAAUUAAAUCUCACACGUGGGUUAUUUCUACUACACAUAAAAAUGAAAUACAUACUUCUCUAGAAUCAAUUGGUGGUGUUAUAAGAUUUCUUGAUAGUGAUGUUAAAAUAUUGGAAUCUCAACCAUUAAUAGAUAAAACAGUAAUAAUAAUAGUUAAUGCAUCAGGAAUCUACAAACAAACCUUAAAUAGUAAUAGAAUUAUGAUGAAACAAGAAUUUCAAAAACUAAAUCGAUUUUUAAAGUCAUCAUCUACCAAUAUUGAACAAUUCGAAUUACCUCAACAACUUUCAAUUAGUCUUUCACGUUUAGAUCAUGGGAAAAAUGCGUUAGAACUCUUACACACGAGUAUUAUUAAAAAUCAUUUUAUGGUACAUUCAUUUAAAAAUCAACAACAAAUUAUUGAAAUGUAUAGUUUAAUAACUGGUGAUCUAGAGAUGUUAUUUAAACGUCAUGAAUCUUCAGCAGCUCCCAACGUAAUUCGUGGUUCUUCAAUCUUUUCCAUCUCUCAGAAUGAAGGAAUUUUAGCAUUUUGUCGGGGUACCAUCGGCAUUACAUUAUUCUUGAUGGAAAAUGGGUUAGAAAUUACUACCAAACAAUUAGUAGGUGAUAGAGGAAGAACUUAUAAAAUUGUAGCUAUAGAAUUUAUUGAUAAUGAUAGUAAACUUUUAAUAGUUCUUGAGGAAGAAAUCGAAAAUUCAUCAGGUGAAAUUUCUAUACAACAAAAAUUUAUAGUAUGGGAUUUAUUUACCACAUUUAAAGAUUCCAUACGUCAAAUUGAUUAUUCCGAAUCUCAGGAACCUCUAAAAAUGGAUGCUACACAUCGAUUGAUUAAUUCUCAUGGAAAUAUGUUAGUGGUUACGGAUAGUGGAAAAAUUAUUUCAAUAUUAGAUCAUGAAGAUGUGAAUUUAAUUAGAAAUCCUCCAUCGAAGAAAAUGACUGAAAUUGAGAUUUUCAAAGAGAACGAGGACGUCUAUCAUGCAAUUUAUGAUAUAAAUGGGAAAAUAUCUGAUGAUGAAUCAAAGGAUUUAAUUAUACAAAAUGUUGAACCGUGGCAGCCGAAACAUUAUUUUCGAUCAUCAGUUUGGCUGGAUUCUACAAAAAGAACUCAACUUAUUAUUUCUCGUAAUACUGUACAAAUAUGGAAAUAUCGGGCAUGUCGAUCACUUUAUGUAUUAGGAGAGAAGAAACAGGAUGUUUCAGGUCCUAAGAAUAUUAAUCGAAUUGAUUAUUUAAUUGAAUGUACACAAAGAUUAGUACGAAAAUAUAUUACAAAAUAUGGAAUAUUUAGAUUAACAGAUAUUCGAUAUUCAAUUAUGAAAUAUCUUAUCAAAGGUUAUCAAGAGAAUUUAAUCAAACAAAUUUUAAAUAAGAAGAUUAAUGGAAAGAAUAAUUUAGAUAAUGCCAUUUUAUGUACUCGACAUGGAGUUGAUUUUACAGCAAUUUUAAAAUAUUUAAUAGAUUAUUAUGCGGAUAAUGCCAAAGAAUAUAAUAAUGAUGGUUGGAUGUUCACUGUAACCAAAGCAAUACCUUUACUAUAUGAUUAUCAAUUAAAUGGAUUCGUUCUAAAUUUAUUCAAGAAACCGUGUUUCGGAGCUACCGAAGCUUACACUCCACCAUUAUACAUUAGUCAUCGUGAUCAAAAGAAAGGAAAUAAAGUAGCUAAGAUACAUGCUUUAAUAUUAAAACCGCGUCUUGCAUCAAAGCACAGUGUUACACCAUUAGAAAAGUUAAGAUUUUCUAAAAGGAUUAAAGAAAUUAUUCCACUAGAAGAACAUCAACAAAUCAUUACUUCAUAUAAUGAUCGUAAAGUUUAUAAAGUCCCUUUACCUGAUUUUACGGUAUAUCCCGAAGUUCUUAAAGAUCACGAAGAAGGUUAUUUAUGGCUUCUAUUUACACUUUUUCGAAUAUUUUGGUUGCCACGUAAAAAUGUUGUUCCUGAUAAAAAAGAGAGUCCUUUCAUUCGAAUUAUUCGUGAAGAGGAAAGUACUGAAAUCUAUCAAACACCUGCAAUUAUGGCGGUCUCGGCUUUUAAGUGGUCAUCUGCCCGUCGACAUUAUAUUCGUCAUAUCAUUUUGUAUGUAAUAUUUGCUAUCACAUAUACUAUAACAGUUAUUUCAUAUUCAUUCACGGGAGAACCAACAGAAUUAUUUAAAUCAGAUUCUGCAGCUGUAAUAAAAAGUAUUUCCCUCUUUUUUUAUGGUUAUACUGGAUGGUAUUUAAUUGCUACAGAGAUUGUGCAAUUAAAAAGAGCAGGAUGGUAUAAAUAUAUUAGUAUUUAUAGUUUUUUUGAUAUAGCAUCCGUUUUAUUACCAUUUGCAGUUAGUAUGGCGAGUAUUUUAAAUGAUUUCGAUGUAAUUAAUUUGAAAUAUUCUGUAUAUAAUACUGUAUUGGCAUUUACAGCUUUAGUUUUGUGGCUUGAAGUUGUAGAUGAAAAAAGUUUACAGCGUCCUACUUAUCAAAUAAAUGAUACUUCAGGCUUAUAUCCAAAUAUAUCAGUUACUCAGGUUAUUGAUCAAUCUAGCUAUCUUGAUAAUUACUAUUCACAUAUCCUCUCAUCCUUAUCAGCUGUAUACUUUUGGACCAAUGGACGAUGGGAUCAAUUAGACCAAUGGGAUAGUUAUUCUAUAAUUAUAAUGAGUAUGCUAGGAAGUAUAAUAUUAGUGUUAAUUUUUCAAAAUAUGUUGAUUGCAUUUAUGAAUGGUGCAUUUGAAAGUUCAAAUAUAGCAGGUCGAGCAGCAGUUCAUAAAUAUCGUGCUGAACUUAUCGCUGAAUAUGAUAUUUUAGAAAAACCUUUUGGUAAUAGAAAAGGGAAUCCUAGAUACAUUUAUUAUAUCCCUAAUCCUGAUCUGAUUGAUGAUUGGCUCGAGGGUACUAAAAAGGAUAAUGGGAAACAAAGAUCACAUAAUUCGUCUCAUUUGAAUAAAGAUAAACGUGUUAGUCGUGUUAGUUCAGAUAAUAAGGAUACUUCUGAACCUGAUGAAGUUGAUGAAAUUAGAUUUACUGAUGAAGAAAUUAAAUCAUGA